AUUACUUUCUAUAACAAGAUUAUAAGAAGCACACAUCUUGCUAAUUGUAAAAUUAAUCAAGAUGCGUCGUUGAAGACGUAAUUACAUAAUGUGCUUUCCCUGCCAAUUCUUACUCCAAGCCCAGCUGUGUUUCCAUCUGUUGUGCGUGCUACUGUCCAAGUGGUGCCCGAAUGCCCAUUGACGACGCGCAUUGUGGUAAUGGCUUUAUUAAGGAAGUCUGGCAACUGUUCGACGAGGCGCAGAAAUUCCCCCUGCAUUCCGCCGGUCUUCAUCUGGUCUGCGGUAUUGGCAUGCUCAUGUUGAGCAUCUUUGGCGGAGGCAACCUUCCCUUAACCUACGGCGCCAUUCUCUCCCUAACAGUGACCUCCUUCGCCCAGGUCCUCAUCUUCUCCUGGCUGUACUGUAAAAACAUCCCCCCGACCGACUCCCUCACCGACCUCCUGGACGCCCUCCUCACCGUCCGCCCCUACCUCGUCAUCGCCUUCGCCGUGUGCCCGGUAAUCACCUGCCUGUUCCUCUGCGCCGCCAUCAUCGGCCUCAUCGACAUCGUCCACGUGCCGGCCCUGGGCGAGUACGCCGGCGGCGGGCCUCUGCACUACUACCUCCCGGGGAUGUUCAGCAUCGGGAUGGGCGUCACCCUGGGCGUCGUGGAGGUCAUCCCCAUGCGCAUCCUCUACGUGUCCAUCAAGAAGAUCACGCUGCUGCACGAGCUGUGCGUGGCGGUCAUGCCGGGCCAGGAGACCGCCGUCGCCGAGCGGGCGCUGCAGAGCUUGGCUGGGGAUUUAUCCAGUACGUUCCAGCGGCGGCCGUUGAUGCAGUUUCUGGAUGAGAUGUGUCGACGGGGGUGGCCACGGGGCAGCGGGACGCAGGAGGCGUGCGAGGUGCUGACGUAUACGCAGCCGACGCUAGAUCCGCCCCCACCGCCGAGUUACUGGCAGAGCGUCGAGAGACAGCGGCCGAACGAGGAUGCUAGAAGGGAAACGGUAUCGACUGAGCCGCCGAUUUAUUAUAUUACCGGUGUCGUUAAUGUGGUGCAUGUUGAAUCGGGGGACCUGCCUCCCGAAUACACGUCACGGGAUAAUUUAGCCGUAACGAGUUUUUCAUAUACGGAUCUAAACGCUGCUGUCGAAGAUAUCAAUCGGGACCAGGAAAAUAAAGACAGGCAGACGUAUGAUGCGAUAAACCGCAGUUUCCGUUCCCACAUUUAUAUAAUGAUUACUGUAUUUGUGGAUCUGCGAAGUACAAAGUACAAACACAGCCAGAUUUAAAUGUUUUCAAUAUUGCCAAGUAUUAACCUAUAAGCUUCGGGUGACCUUUUGUCUACUUUAUAGCAGUAAAAAGUACUCCAGUUGUUUGUUACUUACAAAGAUUUAAUGCAUGUUUUUAUUAAGUCGUGUUUUUAUGCGAACGACUAGUCGUGAACUGGAACAAGCAAAGGUCACAACGCCGUUGCUGCAAAAAAUGCUGCUUUUUAUGGAAACGCUGCACACACGAAACGGUAUACCAGCGGUUAGUUUCAGUAGACAUGACAGCUGUCCAGUAAUCCGGAGCGGCAUAAAUUAUCAUAGAACGCCCACCAGGCAGCUUCGUAGCUCUUGCGAUCGGGGAAGUUAUGCGGGGGCGGCGCAAAGGAAGAGUAGUACUCGUCGUUGGCCGUCA
Paramacrobiotus metropolitanus is the source of this 1659-nucleotide messenger RNA. RefSeq lists its product as uncharacterized. The record is from RefSeq and is a predicted model, not a curated record. The transcript is spliced from 2 exons. Bases 171 to 1268 code for a protein of 365 amino acids. Lineage: Eukaryota; Metazoa; Tardigrada; Eutardigrada; Parachela; Macrobiotidae.